CGAUGAGAAAAGGUCAUAGGUUUUCAAAACAAAAACUCAGAAUACGUGUGAAAUACGUGUAUAAUGACGUGAAAUUGAGAAAUUGCGGGACAAGAAUUCAAACGACGAAUUAAAUCUGCUGCAGCGCGCGCUACACAUGUGACAGCACUGAUGCUGGCUACCUACCCUACCUACAGUUACAACUGUGCCAUAUGUUUACAUACCACGAGCCUAUUAUCUAUUAGUGAUACGAGUGUAUAUACACUAAGCGGGGAAUGAAAAGCAAACGCCCCUGGAACGUCAUUUGACAGUGAUAUUGAUGAAUUCUUGAGUUUAAUUAUUGACGUUACACGAUGAUGCAACAGUACAUGAAGGAGCUGGAGCAGGAACCUUUUGAUCCCGAGGAAUUUGUCGAGAGACUAGCAUGGCGAACGGUCAACGAUACGUUAAAGGAUGGAGAAAAAGGCACCUUUGAUCCUGUCCUGGUACACGAGACAUUUCUGCAGGCUAUAAAAGACCUACAAGUUUUGCAGGAGCGACAGCAAAAGAAGUGUGAUAAAUUAGAGGCUGCAUGCAAAGAUGAAGAAAUGCGCCAUGCUCUUGAAAUUCUUGAACUUCAAGAAAAGAAUAAACAUGCUAUGGAACUGUUCCACCAAUUAGAUGAAAGGAUAAAUUUUGUGGCCACCAAAGUCUUACAUCUCGGAGAUCAACUAGAAAAUGUCAAUACUCCUAGGGCAAGAGCUGUCGAAGCUCAAAAACUUAUGAGACAUUUUGCUGAAUUUCUCAGCCCUGGCCCACUCACUGACCCUGUUUUCACAGAUAAAUCUUCGUUGGAUGAAGCUGCAGAUGUGAUUCAGAAACUACACUUGAUAGCUCAAGAAUUACCAUCUGACAAGUUUGACAGUGCAAAGAAGAAGAUAAGCACUAAAUAUGACGAAAUUGAAAGGAGUUUGAUCGAGGAAUUCGCAAGGGCACACAGCGGGGAGGAUGCUACAAGGAUGAGAGAGCUGGCUUCGAUGUUAUCACAUUUCAAGGGAUAUUCACAGUGUGUAGAUGCAUUCAUUGAGCACAGUCAGAUGGGCUCGUUUGGAGGAAAGGACGUUUUCCAGGAUGUUAUACCGAUGUGUACUAAAAAUUUCAAGCUGAUGCAGCAGGUUUUUACCAAUCCCAAUCAAGUUAUGGCCAAGUUCGUUCUCAACAUCUAUCACCUAAGAUUACAGAAGUAUAUCGUGGCUAAGCUCGCAGAUCGCACUGACUCAGAUAAAUAUCUGAAAAAUUUAUAUGAUCUCUAUUCGAAGACUGUCAAAAUAUCGAAUGAAUUAAAACACUUUGAUAUGGGCACCGAUGAAGCUUAUCUUGCCAAACUGACCAGGAAUAUAUUUCAAAAGCAUCUUGAUUCAUACAUAAGUAUCGAAACUAAAUCUCUGCGAGAAAAAUCGGCGGCUUUAUUGAUAAAGUAUUAUGAGUCUAAGAACCAUCAAAAAAAACAGCUCCAGACCGGAGGCUUUCAAGAGCUACGACGUGAUCUACAAGCUGUUCUGGGAACAAGAACGAAUAUCAACAUCGUUCAGAUAGAGGAUUACGGUGGGGAAACGUUUCUUUCAGAGGAACUUGCAAUCGCUUUACUGCAAGAAAGCAAAUUGGCUUUCCAACGUUGUCAAAUACUCUCUCAGCCUAGCGAUUGUCCUGGAAAUGCUCUACAAAUUUUAGAAAUUCUCCUUCAGUAUCUGACAAAUGAGCACGUCGACUACGCCCUCGAAUUAGGACUGCAAAGCGUGCCUAUACCUGAGAGUGGAUCUCAGCCAGAAAUACACUUUUUUAACGUUGUGAGACGAUGUAACGCCAUCAUUCACCUACUUGAGAAACAAUUCAACGACAGCCUUGUACCACUUGUAAUAUCAACAUCUAAGCACGGUGAUUGCUUAGCAAAGAAGAAGGUAGUUUUAGAACAGCUGGAAUUAAAAUUGGACACUGGUUUGGAUAGAAGCAUAAAUGCAAUCGUAGGCUGGGUGAAAAUCUAUUUGCAAAGUGAACAGCGGAAAACGGAUUUCAAGCCAGAGUCGGAUGUUGACACGUUAAACACACCCGCUUGUUUGGUAGUAGUUCAAUAUGUGACAUCGAUGAUAAACCAUAUAAGAGAUCGGCUUGAUGAGAAAAACGUAGAAACUGUAUUAACUGAAUUAGGUGUCAGAUUCCACAGGGUGAUCUAUGAACAUCUGCAGCAAUUCCAAUUCAAUUCUGCAGGCGCAAUGUGCGCUAUAUGCGACAUGAACGCCUACAGAGAAUGUGCAAAGACGUUGAAAGUCGGUCUGGUAACCAGCCUCUUUGAUACAUUACAUGCUCUCUGUAACCUGCUGCUCGUUAAGCCUGAGAAUUUGAAACAAGUAUGCACGGGAGACCAGUUGGCAAUGCUGGAGAGAUCAGUAUUAAUAAACUUUAUCCAACUGAGAACGGAUUAUAAAACUCAAAAGUUAGCAAACUGUUUAAAAGGGCUUGCGGCGUGAAACCAUAGAAAUAAAAAUGGAAGGUGUUGGAAAACUACCAGAGUAUGAAAUGUAAAUAGCAAACGAAGACUUAUUUUUUGUUGAUCUUCUCGUCGUUUCUUUCCUUUGCAUGAUGAUUGGGUCAACGACAAUAAAGAAACAGAGGUUCAUAGCAAA
Molecule: messenger RNA, 2639 nt
Organism: Athalia rosae (coleseed sawfly)
Lineage: Eukaryota; Metazoa; Arthropoda; Insecta; Hymenoptera; Athaliidae
Gene: Sec10
Product: exocyst complex component 5
Exons: 6
Coding region: 333-2483 (716 amino acids)
Biological process (GO): Golgi to plasma membrane transport; exocytosis
Cellular component (GO): cytoplasm; exocyst
Source: RefSeq, a predicted model, not a curated record